AUGGUCUCCGACAAUAUUGACCCGACACUCGCUCGAGGCUUGGGACUGGAAUCGGGCUUGCUUCCUAGGAUUCGCGUUGAAGAUCUUGGUGUGCGUCGGUUCGCUGUUGUCCGCGGAUUUGAGAUCGGCGUGAUGGAUAAACUCGAUGCUGUACUCAGUACAUGGGCGAUCCCGGGUGCUCGUGUGUACGAACUGGACGAUUAUCCCACCGCAUAUCGUAGGUUCAAGGAGGAAUUCGGAAUAGGUAACAGAGUGGCACUGCUUGGUACGGAUACGGCGGAAAGCCGCGAGGUUCUAAUAUCCCAGUUGCGCGCCUCCAUCAUGUCAGCAAUGCCUCGUGCAGGGGAGUCUCAGCCUCUUGCUCAGGUACCGCCCACGCACGACGGAGGGCCUCCUUCGACACCCUUAUCGCCGCGUGUGCAAGGCGGAGCUCGCGGCACCGCGCGCCAAGUCGCUCAUGAUUUGCGUACCCAGCGUGACGACCACUCCGCCGGUUUCAUGCCUUCGAGCCCCGUCUCGCCGCUGCGUGCACAUCUUAGGCGAGGCGAGAGUCCCGUUGAAUCGCCACCACGCACUCCAUCCCCUGCAGAGGAUGCUCCUCCCGAGGUACAGCCGGAUCAUCUUGCGCCCUGGUCAAGUCCAGCCCCCACGCGUCCCCGAUUUGCCCCACCAGGCUGGGCUCCGCCUAACGCGUACACGCCUCCCGUGCAUCGCGGAGUCAAUUUCAGACCCGCGGUUCCUAUCAUUGAUCAAAUCACGCAUCCUGGAAGCAAGAAGGCUUGGUACGUUGCACACAAGAGUCGCCGUCCGGGUAUAUACAAGACUUGGCAGGACGCGAAGAACGCUAGUCCAGGGGCGCUGCCGUACGCCCCCGGCUUUAUGAAGUAUGCGGAGGCUCUUGCGAAGUGGGUGGAGUUCCGGGAGGCCGGCGAGAUCGUUGUGUACCAGUAG
Peniophora sp. CBMAI 1063 is the source of this 951-nucleotide messenger RNA. NCBI's taxonomy places the organism in Eukaryota, Fungi, Basidiomycota, Agaricomycetes, Russulales, Peniophoraceae. The record is from the annotation of a GenBank genome assembly.